UCUCGAUCUCAGCCUCGUCUAAGUGGCAAUGGAGGACCCAAAGUGAGGCCACCCAGAACACAUCGCCGUUAGGACAUGGAAGUCCUGCCAGGCAGGCUCAGUCCAAAUCGCCUGAUACCAUUCAACUGAAGGCGAUAACCCAAGGACACAUCGCUGAGGACACAGCCGACUUUAGCGACACCUUCGUAUUCAUGGUAGACUCGUGUCAGACAAGUCAUAACUCACACAAGGGGACCAACUGACACUGUGGCGAUGACGUCCAUUCCUCAAAAGAAAUCAGAGCGGGAGCUGCAUGAACUCCUUGAACACGUGGACCUUCUCGAGUACUACGACAAAUUCAUUGAGAUAGGCGCAGACAAUGUGCAGCAGCUUUGUGACUUGACGGAUGAAGCGUUUGGAGAAGUCGCUGAUCUGGUAGAGAUGACCAGGAAGCCCCUUCACGUGAAGAGGUUCAGGAAAGCACUGGAGCAGUGGAAGGGACACACAGGCACAUGUGGUUCAGGAACAUCCACGAGAGAGACGGCUACGGCAGCAUGUACAGAGCAGGCUAAAUGAGACAAGAGAAUGAAGACAGGCCCAUCACUCCUCCAAAGCGUUUCCUGUGCGCUUAUGAAGGACUUAUACGAUUUUAUUGCCAGCUGUGAAUUGCGAACUAAUGCAUCGUCAGUUUAGUGUUCACGUCUUUGCAAGUGUGCUUCCAGCAGCAGAUGGACGUUCAUUGCAUCUAAAGGACUCUGGUCCCAUUGGCAUGUUAUUUGACGAGGUAUGUACAGCAGGUAGUUUGUCUGCAUUAUAGUUGUUUUUCUUAUACGUGAUUGUCAGCCUUUCGUUAGAGUAACCGUACUUUUUCAGCGGUCGCUUCUCCCUUUUGGAGUUACGGGGUUUAGGUACACAAAGCUAUCCCUUUUGCCGGACAAAUUACGGCAGACAAUCACUAAGAUACACCACAUCGUCAUUACUUAACCACUAUACUGAACAAAACGUUAACCCAGUUCUGAUCACCAAAAGGGAACUUUCUAAAUUCCUCUUGAUAUAUAACUAAUAUUUCUACUGUUGUCGUUAUUUUGUAGAAAGCAUUAUGAUUGUGUGUGUGUGUGUGUGUGUACAUAAUAGUUACCAAACUUGUCACUACCUAUGCAAUUGUUGCUGUUGUAUCCUAAUUAGGCUGUUUCAUAUAUUGUUCUUCAGCACUUGCAUACACAUAGUAUCAAAAGAAUGCCAGUGUGUCAUUCCUAUAAUGGCUGCACAACGUAAAAAAGUUGAUGGAGGAGCCUCUGUCAAGCCUCACUUAGUUUUUGCCCCUCCUCCCUCCGUUAAGGAAAAAUAAACAGAAACUGAAAAUGAAAAUUGAAAAGCGGUGUGGCGCUUAGGGUUCACGCAAGUGUACAGCUGCUUGUCGCUGAUACGCCGCCAUUGCCGCGGAAGAUGCAGACGUGAUGGGUUCGUACGCUGCGUCCGACAAAGCGUGCCUCAUUACACUGGGCCACGUAAGGCACACCGAGAAAUACAGUGCAUAACUUAAAAGAAAGUGAACGCAUUUGCGUGCUCCGAUGCCCAUGAUUCGAGAACCAUGGCAGCCUAUAGUCGUGCUUUCCGUUGCUCCACCACGCAAAAUGUACUGUCAAGGAUCAUCCACCUACGUCUACUGAAAUUGUGUCGCAUUGUGUACACGUUUGUCAGUGCGCCAUAUGGAACCGUGUACUCAUUUUUGGUGGUGUAAAUUUGAUUGCGUGGUGACAGUCCAGGCCACAGCCAAUAUAUUUUCCGUGGGAACUCCGGAUGCGUGGCUUGAGGGAUGAGACAGGGUUUGGAGUAAUGUCCAAUGCCCUCUUGUUGCUCCCCGCAGGAUAUUUUAGGUGUUGUUUCAAUUCAUUGGGCAUGAUGUCGUGAUUUUUGCAUCAUAUUAGUAGGAAUCUGUACCAUGUUCUUAGGCAGAGCACUUAAAAAUAAAUUAAACGAAGUACUAUAUGAAG
Molecule: messenger RNA, 1973 nt
Organism: Ornithodoros turicata
Lineage: Eukaryota; Metazoa; Arthropoda; Arachnida; Ixodida; Argasidae
Product: NGFI-A-binding protein 1-like
Exons: 5
Coding region: 253-555 (100 amino acids)
Biological process (GO): regulation of DNA-templated transcription
Cellular component (GO): nucleus
Molecular function (GO): transcription factor binding; transcription coregulator activity
Source: RefSeq, a predicted model, not a curated record